Messenger RNA from Anastrepha ludens (Mexican fruit fly), 1259 nucleotides. It is a transcript of the gene Oscillin, whose product is annotated as glucosamine-6-phosphate isomerase. Gene Ontology annotation, cellular component: cytoplasm. NCBI's taxonomy places the organism in Eukaryota, Metazoa, Arthropoda, Insecta, Diptera, Tephritidae. Gene Ontology annotation, biological process: D-glucosamine catabolic process; N-acetylglucosamine catabolic process; N-acetylneuraminate catabolic process. Bases 181 to 1008 code for a protein of 275 amino acids. The transcript has 6 exons. Gene Ontology annotation, molecular function: glucosamine-6-phosphate deaminase activity; identical protein binding. The record is from RefSeq and is a predicted model, not a curated record.
AUAAAUAUUGUUUUUUUUUUAUCUUCAUUGUUUUCUUUGUUUUUCAACUCGGAGGUGAUUUGAGUGAUUGUGAUUCAAUUUGGAAGUAGUAAAGUUUUAAGUCAGGAUUUGUGUGUUAGGAACCUACCAGAAUUUGCAUUGCCGUUUUUGUAGCAUUUUUAUUAUCAAAAAUAAUUUAAGAUGAGGCUAGUGAUCUUAGAUUCAGCGGACUCAGUUGGUGUUUGGGCCGCCAAAUAUGUAAUGAAACGCAUACAGGAUUUUAAACCCGGUCCUAAUAAAUACUUUGUUCUGGGUCUACCGACUGGCAGCACGCCACUUGGCAUGUACAAGAAACUUAUCGAAUUCCAUAAAGCCGGAAAAGUGUCUUUUGAAUAUGUGAAGACUUUCAAUAUGGACGAAUAUGUGGGCAUUCCUCGCGAUCAUCCCGAAAGCUAUCACUACUUCAUGUGGCAUCAUUUCUUUAAACAUAUCAAUAUCGAUCCGAAGAAUGUGCAUAUUUUGGAUGGUAACGCGCAGGAUUUAUUUGCCGAAUGCCAGCAAUUCGAGGGGAUGAUUAAGGAAGCGGGAGGCAUUGAACUAUUCGUUGGCGGUAUUGGACCUGACGGACAUAUCGCCUUCAAUGAACCGGGCAGUUCGUUAGUGUCACGCACACGCGUGAAAACAUUGGCACAGGAUACAUUGGAGGCGAAUGCACGUUUCUUCGACAACGAUAUAAGUAAAGUGCCCAAGCAGGCAUUGACAGUGGGUGUGGGUACGGUGAUGGAUGCGAAAGAGGUGAUGAUAUUGAUCACGGGCACACAUAAAGCGUUCGCUUUGUACAAAGCGAUAGAGGAGGGCGUAAAUCAUAUGUGGACUGUAAGUGCCUUUCAGCAGCAUCCCAACACACUGAUGCUUUGUGAUGAGGAUGCUACUUUGGAGUUGCGUGUCAAGACGGUGAAAUAUUUUAAGGGCAUACUCAGAGAUGUACAUGAAAAAAUGAUUGGAGAAGAAGCUGAUGCAAACGAAUAAUGAAUUGACCGAAUUUAUAACGAAAAUUAUGUGCACUGGUCUAAAGCGGCCUGAUGGAAGUGCAUUGCAAAUUGGUGGAAGGUGUCGAAUAAAUUACAAGGUUUCGAUUUUAUUUUGUAUGUACUUUGGAUACAAUUCAACCCAGGGAAUUAAAAUUUAGUUAGUAUGAAAUUAAUGUUCAUAUUGCAUUUUUUGUAAUAAAAAAAAGAAAAAGUAAUAAUUUUGUAAGACAAGAAUAUAAUUUAAUAACA